Racocetra persica is the source of this 263-nucleotide messenger RNA. The record is from the annotation of a GenBank genome assembly. NCBI's taxonomy places the organism in Eukaryota, Fungi, Glomeromycota, Glomeromycetes, Diversisporales, Gigasporaceae.
AUAAUCAAGAUGAAUCAAACGGCGACAAACUUGGUAAUCAAGAUUAUUCUGAAAAUAAUACACAUCCAAAAGACUUCACGGCUGUUGAUUUAAAUGAACUCGACGAAAAUGUUUCUAAUAACAGACACGCAGUCUUAAAUGAAGACAAGAAUUUAUCCACAAGAUCGAAUAAUGGUUCCGAGAAAACAAUACAAAUACGAAUUAAAUCCAUUUUCGAAUUAUGGAAUUUUUUUAUUUCGUACUUAAACACGGGACUUUUACAA